CAGGACUCCAUUUCCGCGUUCGCUCACGAACAGUCCGGCCGUCUCUGCGGUUAGUUUACCUAAAACUUACUCUGUCACAAAUCGCAGGAAACUACUACAAAGAUGCCGAGAACUUGGCGACCGCUUGUCUCAGUACUCUCCUUGGUGACAAUGGCAUCAUUGUUGGCCGUCACAACUCCAACAGAACGUUUUGAAAAGAGUUGCUUCUUCGAUGGGUACAGUCAAAAGCCUACCGGUUUUCUGGACAUCGCCCUGGCCGACACUGGUUCAAUGACGCUGCAACUCGACCAGCUUGUGCACAUGUUCACUAUGGAGGAAAACUGCACCAUGAUUUUCCGUUGCCCUGUACCAGGCCGCAUACUGCCGGAAGAUGCUCCAGAAAAAGUGUGUGAGAUUGUGGACAGCGAGAACUUGCCUCUAACCACCCUGCACACACGGGUGGACUACAACAGGACCAAGUACCCAGAACUGAACAGAGGAACGUACAGUGAGGAGGGAGACCCUAUCGUGGAGGUCAUAGCGGUCGGCAGCAUCACGAAUCGGCCCAUCAAGAUCCACUGUCACGUCAGCAACUACACGUCAGAGGACCUCAACGGACCGGUCGGACCUGUGGACUUCACCUUCAGGAUUAACGUCAAAUCCUGUCCUAAGGAUAAGUACGGGAAGAACUGUCGCCAGCCCUGCCGCUGUGAGAACGGCGCCUUGUGCCACAGCUUCACCGGCGCCUGCCACUGCGCACCGGGCUGGACCGGAGUCCACUGCAACGAGACUAAGUCCGAGGCCGGGAUCACCUCCAACAAGGGCCUGGUGGAACCUUCUUACGUCAGCGAAAACGUCACCAUGACGUGCAGGGGGUACAACCUGCAUGACGUCACCAACAUCACCUGGUACAAGGACGGGUCAGAGGUCAUCGGCAGCGACCGGAUCAACGUCACAGUGAGCUACACAAAUGAAAGUCAGUUGCAGUCCACCAUUGUCCUUCCCUACGUCAUGGAUGAUGACGAAGGUGUUUACUCCUGCGUUGCCAUGACAGAGCAAAAGGUCGAGCAUAAAGCAAACAAGAGUAUAACCGUUAAGGGUUGCCCGGAUGGGAUGUACGGAGAGCAGUGCGAGGAGACGUGCGACUGCGCCGCCCAGUCCACUUGCUACCGGUACCGGGGGUGCGUGUGUUUGCCGGGAAGGACGGGAGAAACAUGUGAACAACUAUGUGACGAUCCUACUCUGGUGGAGCUGCAAGGCAAGAAGUGGGGAGAAAACUGCAACAACAGCUGUACGUGUGAGAAUCAGGGCCAGUGUGACAUCCAGUUCGGCAACUGUAGCUGCGGAAACGGCUUCACGGGGGAGAACUGCGAAUUCGACUGUCCGGACGGAACGUUCGGCAAUAACUGUACCGAGAACUGCACAUGCGCGGAGGGGGAGAUUUGCAGCAAAGUCACUGGAGACUGCUUGAAACAACCAUCGAUAGCAGACGAAGACUGGUUCAUUCCUGUCAUGAGUUUUGCCGGAGUUUUCGUCUUUUUGGUGGUGAUCGCAAUCUACCUGACUGUCAAAGUGCGCAGGCGCAAGGCAAAGAAGUACCUCAAGCUGGAAGGGGAGGAGGACACACUGGAAGUCGUGAAGCGCGUCGUCCAAGAAGAGAACAGCUCGUCCUUCCGGCAGGUGACGGUGGAGGAGAUCCUCACGUGGGAAAUCUCGCGAGAGGAGGUGCUGACGGAGAGGAUGCUGGGACAGGGCGCGUUCGGGGAUGUUCUGCAGGCUCGCUGGACACGCGGCGCCAUGCAGGAAAGCGGGAACGGCAUCACUGUGGCUGCCAAGAAGAUGAGAGGUGGGUAGUGAAGGAAGGAAGGA
This is a messenger RNA of Branchiostoma belcheri (Belcher's lancelet), 1848 nucleotides long. Its product is annotated as multiple epidermal growth factor-like domains protein 10. Lineage: Eukaryota; Metazoa; Chordata; Leptocardii; Amphioxiformes; Branchiostomatidae. The record is from RefSeq and is a predicted model, not a curated record. The transcript has 14 exons. Gene Ontology annotation, molecular function: scavenger receptor activity; ATP binding. The coding region runs from base 103 to 1833 and encodes 576 amino acids.